AUGACGCAGAUAUCCACAGCGCGAGUCCUAUUCUCAUGGUUGCUGUUGGUCUUGGAAGCUGUACAGGGAAUGAGUGCAAAUCUUACCUCUUGGCGACAUCAUCGCAGACAAAAACGUUUUCUUAUCUAUCAGAAUGGAGGAGUUGUUAAGUUGGUAACUGGUUGUGCAUUUCCUGUGGAUUUUCAAGAGAAAAAAGCCUGGCGUCAAUUGGUAUGGCUUAUGAAUUUUCAUUAUCAAUUCAAUGAGCCGCAGACACCUAUAUAUUGGUGGAAUCUCUGGAAUAGUAGCAAUAGUGCACGUAAUUUAAAAAAAUCAAAAAUCAUACCAACUGCUCCCAAGAACUCUCAAGUGGUAGAUGAACCACAAUUAUUACUAUAUAAAUUUGCUGAAUCCUAUAUGAAUCAAAUUGGACAGAAUGGAACUGCUUGUUUAGAGCGUCUUAUCUGUGAGAAUGGUCAAGUUCAUGAGCAUACUGGACUCUAUGCCCAAUUGUUGCAUAGAUUAUUAAGACCCCACAAAUCGCUGGAUGCUCGAUUUGUGGAUGCCUAUCAGAUGGGCAGACAUGGAGUGAAUUGUCGUCAAGCUUUUCCCGAGGCCUCUUAUUGUCUUUUGGAUGAUUAUGUUCAUGUAUAUGAACGCGGUUUAACGCAAAGUUUUGUUUAA
Molecule: messenger RNA, 663 nt
Organism: Drosophila willistoni
Lineage: Eukaryota; Metazoa; Arthropoda; Insecta; Diptera; Drosophilidae
Exons: 4
Coding region: 1-663 (220 amino acids)
Source: RefSeq, a predicted model, not a curated record